Molecule: messenger RNA, 3415 nt
Organism: Linepithema humile (Argentine ant)
Lineage: Eukaryota; Metazoa; Arthropoda; Insecta; Hymenoptera; Formicidae
Source: RefSeq, a predicted model, not a curated record
UUUUUUCUUUUCAGGUGAAAUGAGCGUAGUCUUGCGAGAUUACAUUCCCAAUUCCGAAUCUAAAACCACGGGGGGUUGUUACUUUCCUGCAGAAUAUCAGGGCGAAUUCGUGAUGCAGGUGAGCGGAAUGGGCGCCGGAGGUAUAAUGUACGAGCCCAUUCAGUAUUCCACCAUUAACAUCACCUUUAACUCGAUACCGGUGUGGGGCUACUGCCACGAGAGGAAAGGCGAUAACGUGCUGCUAAUGGACAGAUACGGCGAGAAAGACUGCGUACGGUGUAUCCGGCUGCAGCAGAGGUCGCGAAACGUUAUCGAGGUGUUCUCUCAAGCUCUCAACCAGUGUUACACACGCACGAAGCUCGCCUCGGAAUCCUGCGCCAAACUGGACACCGCCUCGAUCUUAUAUCGAGCGAAAGAAAUCGGCGGUUUGGCGAUCCGUAACGAGUAUUGUCCCAUUAGAGGUCAAUAUCACUUCAAAUACACAAUCAACAAUGACUCUUCGUUCGAGUGCAACUCAUUCGCUUCCGAAAUUAACAAUUGCCUGGAUGGUUCGGUCUUACACUGGAAUUUCAAACGAUGCAAUUUUCGUGCACACAAUCUCACGUACAAUUGUUUGGGCAGCUGGCCCGGACCGAAUGGUUCUAAUUACUUAGCUCUUUGGGACCCAGACGCCGUUGAUGGCAGGCCUCAAUACAGAUGCGGGCUAUACCACGUUGAUAACGCACAAGGGAAAACUUAUAUGGCAUUCAGCAGUGAUUCGAGCUGCACGCAGGACUUGAAUAAUUCGUCUAGCGGUUACGAAACUUUGAUUCUGAGCAAGAGAUUAAAUGAAAAGAAGGUGCCAGAUUAUGUACAGAAACAUGUUGCCACAUUCCCGAAAUGGGCGCAAGGAGUAUGGGAGGAGUCGUUUAUAGAUAAUGGAACUAUGACUUUCACCGAUGUCAAUGGCUACAACAGUUACACCUUUAUUACGGUGCAUUCAAACGAGGUGCUUGGUCGUUAUUCCGCAUAUUCUACAGAACAAUGCGAGCAAUCUACUUUUAUGUGUUUAAUAAUGCAUCAACGAAGUGAAAAUGUAAUGGAAUUCACGAUAGCUCAUACAGAUGCACCCAUUUUUGGGCCUUUGAAUUUAGACUUCCCUAUAUGCAACGAUCUGAUUAUGAAUGAUCUCGUGUGGAUGACUCAAGCACGUAUAGAACGAGUGGAGUCACCUUGCCCAAUUACGGGUCAGUAUCACGGAGAGAUACCAGAUCUGUUGGGAAUGUGUGCCGAAAUAAGCAGCAACUGCAAUACUCGUGAGAUGAUGUAUUUUAGAGUCAUUGACUGCGAGUCCGGAGAAUUGUUUGAAGAACGAACAUAUCUGUGCUUGGGGCAAUGGGAGGAGAAGGGUAAGGUGAAGGGUGAGGAUAAGAAUGUGACAUAUACUUACACCAUGAGAAAUGACACUAAUACAAAGUACAAACACGAGUGCUUUGUGGGUUUCAUGGUCGAUGACGAUGAAAUAUAUAUAAAGGAAGCUGGCGAUCACUGCGUACGAAAUAUAGAUCCUAUAAAGCAGGGCAUGCGUCUCUCCAAAAAAGGACAUUGCUACGGAAAUUUACCGAGUCCUGCGCCAACUUUUAAACCCAUAAAAACAAAUCCUCAUGAUCCAACACUCAGGAUUACGACAACUCCAUGGUCGAAAAUAUCAGGAGCUACUCAAAUGCCAGGAAAUACAGUUUCUUCGUCAAUUCCUUGCAGAUCGAGUACAUAUACGAAUUUAACGCUUCUCGUUACUGUACUCAUCGCAUUUCUGAAUGCAGCUUUCUCAUACACGCUUGGAUAAUGAUACUGUCUUUCAGACUCGAUAAUGAGCUAGUUAAUGAUUACUGGUAUUUUGAUGCACAUAUUGCUGCAUUUUUGUUAUCGUCGUCAGACAGACAAUGAAAACGUAGGUAGGUCAGUUAUUUAUUAUGAGAAUCGACUCGAAUGUUAUAGAAAGUUUAGAAAAUUUGUGCAUACUAUAGUUUUUCAUCUCGCACGUUACUCCGCCCAUGCCACAUUUUGCGAAAUUAGUAUUUUUUAAAAUUUAAUAAAUCAAAGAAGGGUUUGCUCUGUCAAACAAACUAAACAACGCACAGAGAAACUUGCAGGAAGGAAACAUCCAAUGGCUGCCGAGAUAUUUUUAAUGGUAUUUUUGAGAAAAUAAGUAUAGGAUUGUAUUAAUUCUUCGCCGACGAUGAAGUUGUGAUUAAUCACUUGCAUCCUACUGUGACUAUUAUUUAUUUAAGUAAUAUUCCGAUAGAUGGACGGGCUAGGUUUUCAACAGUCGUGUUUAUACACUGCCUUGUAAGAUGUUUAUUCAAGACUGUUCAUUAUAUUACAGAAGUCCAAAGAGCCGUGGUCUACAUAGUGAUUUUUUAUGAAACAAACAUCACAGAAUAGAAAUGCAAUAUACAAAUUGUCUGUGUAUUUUUCAUCAUCAGGAGUUGCUUGCCUAUUUUUGAUUUUCACUUCGCGUCUAGAAGCGUCUUAUUAUUCUGUUCAGAAUAAGUUCAGUAUAAGUUAAUUCUGAACAAAAUGUAAGACUAAAAGGAAAAUUAAAAAUAGAUAAACAAUUUAAUCUUGAUGAGGAUUCAAUACGGAGAUUUGAUUGUAAGAGUAUGAAAGAGACUGACGGUAUCAUUUUAUGAUUUUAUAAUAAAUUUAUUUUAUGCUGAUACAAUAUAUUUCAAAAUAAAAUUUUAAUUGAUAUUAAAGUUUUAAAGUACACAAGACCUGUCAGGUCUAUAUUUAGAAUUAACGGUGAUAUUUUUUUAUAAUAAUGCAAAUAAAAUAUUUUUUAAAUGUCCAUAGAACAGAAAACAAGCCAUAAUAAAAUAAAUAUAGUUCGACACACAAAGAUAUACGAAUUAACAAUUGCAUAAGACUGACACAAAGGUAUCAUUUUUAUACGAUUUAAUUUCCAGUUUCUCGUCCUCUUUAUUAAACAUAAAUGGCUCUUGUGGAUGUAGAUUCUUAAUCAAUAUGAAGAGAAAUGUAUCUGUGCAAAAAAACAUAUCAGUGAUAUCAAGUUCUAAAAAAAUAAAAGUAUAAAGGCCUGUGUAAGAGUGCUGAUAUAAAUUAAUAAUAUGAAAAAAGAUACUCUCAUCACUUCGUGAUUUUUAAAUUUAUUAUAUGUAAAGUGUAAGGAACAAACUCGCAUGUAAAGAAUAGAUAUUAAUAUAAAAAAAAAAGAAUCAAGAACAUUAAUAUGUAAUGAUAAAGAGCAAGAAACCAAUUUACAAUUGUAAUAAAAGAGCAAUAAAACAACGCCUUUUAAUUGCAAAACUGUUUUGUACAAACACAAAUUAAAAUUGAUAUCACACAAAAAUGUAAUAUUUACCAUAGGCAUGUAAAAAGUUGAUAUCAAAUAUAUUUAUAUGUUAUAUAUAUA